AGCAUGGAAUAGGCAGCUGCUGCCAUGGACCGUGUCACCUCAACAAUUUAAAACAUACAUUUGUACUCAGUCUAAAUAGAGGUUCCCUGUUGACGUUUGUUUGUUUUCUUUGCAACGUAAUCUAUAAAACUAGAAUAGGGGGUUUGUAAGUGGAUACUGCUGUAAAUCGAUCACAGUGGGACUUUAUCUGUGGGGUUGUAGCCCUGGAAUCCUUGGCUCCCAGAACCGGAUUGUAACGGCCACUGACAGAAGUUCUCCAGAGUGGAUGCUGCUGGUUGCAGAUGAUUUAUAUAUCCACACACACCUGAAAAACCCAUCCAUCAUCAAGAAUUCUGCACAGAUAUCACUGCCAGAAUCCUGAACUAAUUGCGGUGCAUGUUUUACCUCAUGUGAUCACUGAAGCAUUUUCAUUUGGAAUUCCAAUAAAAGGAACAGGCGUUUCGUGACACAGAUUGCACCGGUCACAUCCUGAAGAUGUCAAGGCAGCUCAUCGAGGAGGGGCAGGAGGACCCAGCGGAAUACUGCAGCGGAGGUUACCAUCCAGUGAAAUUAGGGGACAUUUUUAACGGAAGAUACCAAGUAAUGAGGAAGUUGGGAUGGGGCUUUUACUCCACGGUGUGGCUUUGUUGGGAUGUGCUAAAAAAUAAAUAUGUGGCAGUGAAGGUGGCGAAGAGUGGAAGAGGGUUCACCGAGGCUGCCCAUGAUGAGAUCAGGCUUCUCAGAUGUGUGAGUUGGAAAAGCUCAAAGGAUCCAGACAAGGAGCGAAUUGUCCAGCUAUUAGAUGACUUUAUGAUAGUUGGUCUGAAUGGUGUUCAUGUGUGCCUGGUCAUUGAACUGCUGGGUAACCACCUUUAUCACUGGAUUAUUAAAUCCAAUUGGCAAGGACUACCCAUGCCUUGUGUCAAAAGGAUCAUUCGACAGGUUCUCCAAGGGCUGAACUAUCUGCAUACAAAGUGCAAGAUUCUGCACAUGGAUAUCAAGCCAGAUAACAUUCUACUAUGUGUCAACCAGCAAUAUCUCAAUCGAUUAGCUGUUUCCAUGCAGCAGGGACCAGGCGAUGGAACACUAAGUCCAACAGGGGAAAUGAACACUGACCAAUCACUCCCGAACCCUUUGGAUCCUAAAUAUGCUGAAGAAAUAAGCGUAAAGAUCGCAGACCUAGGAAGUGGCUGCUGGACGUUCAAGCACGUCACUGAAGAGAUCCAGACGAGACCAUACCGAGCACUGGAGACCAUCCUUGGAGCUGGUUAUGGGCCUCCGGCGGACAUAUGGAGCACAGCCUGUAUGGCACUUGAGUUGGCGACAGGUGAAUACCUGUUUGACCCUCGACCCGGAAAGACCUUCUCCCAAGAUGAGGACCACAUUGCACAUAUUAUUGAGCUGCUCGGGAGAAUCCCUUUGAAGUGUGCACUAUCUGGAAAGUAUUCCAAAGAUUUCUUCAACCCACAAGGUGAACUACGUCACAUCAAGACACUACGACCUUGGGGUCUUUAUGAUGUUCUCAUUGAGAAAUAUGACUUCCCGUUGAAUGAAGCAGCUAUUUUUUCAGACUUCCUUCAACAAAUGCUUAGCUUUGCGCCAGAGAAACGAGCAACUGCCGAACAAUGUCUCCAACACCCUUGGCUGAACAAUGAGAUCUACAACGACUGCUUCAGUUAGAUUUCUAUUAUCCAUUACAAUACAUUGUAGUGGAUAAUGGUGAUUGCAAGAGUCCCGGAAUUUGGCUUGAUGUGUUCUGUUCCGAAAUAUUUAAGGCAAUGAAAUAAAAUCAAAUACGAGAAAUGCAAAAUCAAAAUCAAAUAUACAUGUGAAAUUUUUGCAAAAGAUA
Molecule: messenger RNA, 1828 nt
Organism: Amblyraja radiata (thorny skate)
Lineage: Eukaryota; Metazoa; Chordata; Chondrichthyes; Rajiformes; Rajidae
Product: SRSF protein kinase 3
Exons: 12
Coding region: 475-1659 (394 amino acids)
Biological process (GO): regulation of mRNA processing; spliceosomal complex assembly; intracellular signal transduction
Cellular component (GO): cytoplasm; nucleus
Molecular function (GO): protein serine/threonine kinase activity; ATP binding
Source: RefSeq, a predicted model, not a curated record